Molecule: messenger RNA, 2864 nt
Organism: Drosophila serrata
Lineage: Eukaryota; Metazoa; Arthropoda; Insecta; Diptera; Drosophilidae
Gene: Cul1
Product: cullin 1
Biological process (GO): ubiquitin-dependent protein catabolic process
Cellular component (GO): cullin-RING ubiquitin ligase complex
Molecular function (GO): ubiquitin protein ligase binding
Source: RefSeq, a predicted model, not a curated record
UUAAUUAAUGUUUUUUCACAUCCCUAUUUCCAAUGGAAAGUUAAAGUUGGUCAUUUACACGGAAAAAUUUAAUUUUAAUUAUAAGCUCUACUGCGAAAUACAACUAUAGUUUAGUUUAGUAGUGAGCAACGUCUGGCAACAGAUCGAUAUUUUCUAAAUUCCAAAAUUCGAAAACCGAUUUGCCAAGAUUCCGGCCACAGCACCUAGGACGAGAGCCGCCAAACGACGCCACCAGGACAGCAAUCCCUCGUCGCCCGUGCAGCAGUCAGCCGCAGGCACCACAGCGUCCCAGCAACCGCAGGCCGCAGAGCCACAGCAGCCAGCUCCAUUGGGAGAAGGCAAUCGGCAGAGUUCUCCCGCCGCCAAGAUGAACCGCUCGAGCAAUGCGCAGACCACACAGAGGCCGGUCAACCUGGACGACAUCUGGAGCGAACUGGUCGAGGGAAUAAUGCAGGUGUUUGACCAGGAGAAGUCGCUUACCCGCAGCCAGUAUAUGCGCUUCUACACUCACGUCUACGACUACUGCACCAGCGUCAAUGCUGCGCCCACAGGACGCAGCAGCGGUAAGACAGGUGGAGCCCAGCUGGUGGGCCAGAAGCUAUACGACCGACUGGAGGAGUUCCUCAAAUCCUAUCUGAGCGAGCUGCUCACCAAGUUCAAGGCAAUCAGUGGCGAGGAAGUGCUUCUGUCCCGCUACACCAAGCAGUGGAAGUCCUACCAGUUCUCAAGCACAGUGCUCGACGGCAUAUGUAACUACCUGAACCGCAACUGGGUGAAGCGCGAGUGCGAGGAGGGGCAGAAGGGGAUCUAUAAGAUCUACCGCCUGGCCCUGGUCGCCUGGAAGGGUCACUUGUUUCAGGUGCUCAACGAGCCUGUCACCAAGGCCGUGCUCAAGUCCAUCGAGGAGGAGCGUCAGGGCAAGCUGAUCAACCGUUCGCUGGUGCGCGACGUCAUCGAGUGCUAUGUGGAACUCAGUUUCAACGAGGACGACGCCGACGCAGAGCAGCAGAAGCUUUCCGUCUACAAGGACAACUUCGAGAGGAAGUUUAUCGCCGACACGUACGCCUUCUACGAGAAGGAAUCGGACGCGUUCCUAUCUACCAACACGGUGACUGAGUAUCUCAAGCAUGUUGAGAACCGCUUGGAAGAGGAGAAGCAGCGCGUUCGUGGCAUUAACUCGAAGAACGGCCUCUCGUAUCUGCAUGAGACCACGGCAGAGUCCCUGAAGUCCACGUGUGAACAGGUUCUUAUCGAAAAACAUUUAAAAAUAUUCCACACCGAGUUCCAAAAUCUGCUGAAUGCAGACAGAAACGAUGAUCUGAAACGAAUGUACUCACUGGUUGCCCUGUCGCCCAAGAACCUGACAGACCUCAAGACUAUUCUAGAGAACCAUAUACUCCACCAGGGCACUGAGGCCAUUGCCAAGUGCUGCACCACCGACGCGGCCAACGAUCCGAAGACCUACGUGCUGACCAUCCUGGAUGUGCACAAAAAGUACAACGCCCUCGUCCUGACGGCGUUCAACAAUGACAACGGCUUCGUGGCCGCUUUGGACAAGGCGUGCGGCAAGUUCAUCAACUCGAAUGUUGUCACGAUCGCCAACAGUGCUAGCAAGUCGCCCGAGCUGCUGGCCAAGUAUUGCGAUCUCUUGCUGAAGAAGUCCUCUAAGAACCCUGAGGACAAGGAGCUCGAAGACAAUCUCAACCAGGUGAUGGUUGUGUUUAAGUACAUCGAGGAUAAGGAUGUCUUCCAGAAAUACUACUCCAAGAUGCUGGCCAAGCGUCUGGUGAACCACACAUCGGCUUCGGACGACGCCGAGGCCAUGAUGAUCUCCAAGUUGAAGCAGACGUGUGGCUACGAGUACACCGUCAAGCUGCAGCGUAUGUUCCAGGACAUUGGCGUCUCCAAGGACCUGAAUUCCAACUUCAAGGAAUACCUGGCCAAUAAGAACGUGACCACAGAAAUUGACUUCGGCAUCGAAGUCCUCUCCUCGGGCUCGUGGCCCUUCCAGCUGAGCAACAACUUCCUGCUGCCCUCCGAGCUGGAGCGGUCAGUGCGCCAGUUCAACGAGUUCUACGCCGCCCGUCACUCUGGUCGCAAGCUCAACUGGCUCUACCAGAUGUGCAAGGGCGAACUGAUCAUGAACGUCAAUCGAAACAACACCUCCACUGUGUAUACCCUGCAGGCCAGCACUUUCCAGAUGUCGGUGCUGCUCCAGUUUAACGAUCAGCUAAGCUUCACAGUCCAGCAGCUCCUGGACAACACACAGACUCAGCUAGAGAACUUGAUUCAGGUAUUGCAAAUACUGCUCAAGGUAAAGGUGCUGACCUCCAAUGACAAUGAGAACUCGCUGACGCCAGAGUCGACCGUGGAGCUGUUCUUGGACUACAAGAACAAGAAGCGCCGCAUCAACAUCAACCAGCCGCUGAAGACUGAGCUUAAAGUGGAGCAGGAGACUGUACAUAAGCACAUAGAGGAGGACCGCAAGCUGCUCAUCCAGGCGGCCAUUGUGCGCAUCAUGAAGAUGCGAAAGCGACUCAACCACACCAACCUCAUCUCGGAGGUGCUCAACCAGCUGUCGACGCGCUUCAAGCCCAAGGUGCCCGUGAUUAAGAAGUGCAUCGACAUCCUGAUCGAGAAGGAGUAUUUGGAACGUAUGGAGGGACACAAAGACACAUAUAGUUAUCUCGCCUAAGUUUAUGUUAAUUGUACAAGUUCGCUGUUUCAUCUCUAUGCCAGCCAUUAAAAUAUCAUCUAUAUACUUAGAGACCGUGUAGUAAACCCCGCCUUUCCUACUUCCUAUCCCACCCCGCGAAAUAAACUGCCGCCGAAACAUUCAAACUGUUUGCGAGCUAUAAAACAUA